GCGAUGUUUCAAUCAGGUGUGCGGCCGCGAAGCGGUCACACUAAAUUUAACUUCUAAAAAAUAGUGCCGGUCUAUAUAUUUAUUUGUAAACAACUGUAUUAAAUAUAAUAAGAGCACAUUUAUCCAACUGGAACCAUGCCAAAGGAACAGUUUCGCGCAUCCGCGCUAAACAAAAAGAUUUCACACGUGCAAUUCGGAAUCAGCGGCGCAGAUGAAAUCCAGCAGGAGGCCCUGGUACGCAUUAUCUCGAAGAAUCUGUACCAGGCCCAGCGGCAGCCGGUUCCCUAUGGCGUUCUGGACCGCCGCAUGGGCAUUAGUACGAAGGAUGCCACGUGCGAGACCUGUGGACAGGGUUUGAACGAGUGCAUCGGCCACUUUGGCUACUUGGAUCUGGCGCUGCCGGUAUUUCACAUCGGGCACUUUCGUUCCACCAUCAAUAUCCUGCAGAUGAUCUGCAAGACAUGUGCCCAUGUUAUGCUCAAGCCGGAGGACAGGCAGUUGUACGAGAAGAAGCUGCAUAACCCAAACUUCUCGUAUUUGGGUAAGAAGGCGCUGCAUGUGCAGAUGUUGGCCAAGGCCAAGAAGGUUACCAAAUGCCCGCAUUGUGGGUCGCCAAAUGGUGGCGUUAAGAAGGGACCGGGUCUCCUAAAAAUUCUCCAUGAUCCCUACAAGGGACGCAAAGUGGACUCGCUGUUCACGAACCACAUAAACGAGUUGCUGCGCUCCACGGAGGCAAAUCGUGACUUGAACUCAACGCUGGGCAACUACAGCACCGCUGAGGAGCUGACACCGCUCAUGGUGCUCGACCUCUUCGAACAGAUACCCCAGAGAGACGUGGCCCUGCUGGGUAUGUGCUCCCACGAUGCGCAUCCAAAACAUUUGAUUGUCACCCGAGUCUUUGUGCCGCCCGCAUGCAUCCGUCCCUCGGUUUUGUCCGAAGUAAAGGCCGGCACCACGGAGGACGAUCUAACCAUGAAACAGAGUGAAAUCCUCCUCAUCAAUGAUGUAAUUCAGCGUCACAUGGCCACCGGAGGAAAGAUUGAGCUUAUACACGAGGAUUGGGACUUUCUGCAACUUCAUGUCGCUCUAUACUUUCAUAGUGAGAUCAGCGGAAUCCCCAUUAAUAUGGCUCCAAAGAAAACAACGCGCGGAAUUGUACAGCGAUUGAAGGGAAAACAGGGACGCUUUCGUUGUAAUCUAUCGGGAAAGAGAGUGGAUUUCAGCGGACGCACUGUGAUUUCACCAGAUCCCAACUUGAUGAUCAAUCAGGUUGGCGUACCUGUCCGUGUGGCCAAGAUUCUCACAUACCCCGAACGCGUUAAUCCAGCCAAUAUGCGUCACAUGAGGGAACUGGUGCGCAAUGGGCCAAGUAUGCACCCGGGCGCCAAUUAUGUACAGCAGCGAGGAUCGAGCUUUAAGAAGUAUCUUGCCUAUGGCAAUCGGGAGAAGGUGGCGCAGGAGCUGAAGUGCGGCGACAUCGUGGAACGUCAUCUGCGCGACGGAGAUAUCGUGCUCUUUAACCGCCAGCCCUCACUGCACAAGAUGUCCAUUAUGUGCCAUCGCGCCAAAGUGCAGCCACAAAGAACAUUCCGCUUUAAUGAAUGCGCCUGUACGCCAUAUAACGCCGAUUUUGACGGCGAUGAAAUGAAUCUACACUUGCCACAAACGGAGGAAGCCAGAGCCGAAGCACUCAUUCUGAUGGGCAACCAGUCGAACCUGGUGACGCCGAAGAAUGGUGAGAUUCUGAUUGCCGCAACACAGGACUUUAUUACCGGUGGCUACUUGCUCACGCAAAAGGAGGUCUUUCUGACCAAAGAGGAGGCCAUGCAGUUGGCCGCCUGCUUUUUGUCCAACGAAGACUCGACGAUGCACAUAAAGCUACCACCACCCGCUCUUCUCAAGCCGCGACGUCUGUGGACGGGCAAACAAAUGUUCAGCCUGCUAAUGCGUCCCAAUGACGACUCCCAUGUGCGCCUCAAUAUGGUCAACAAGGGUCGCAACUACACGCGAAACAUGGAUCUGUGCAGCAAUGACUCCUGGAUUCAUAUACGUAAUUCGGAGCUGAUGUGCGGCGUCAUGGAUAAGGCCACCAUGGGUUCUGGCACCAAGCAGUGCAUCUUUUACUUGCUGCUAAGAGACUUUGGCGAAUUACAUGCCACCAAGGCCAUGUGGAGAUUGGCGAGGAUCGCGUCCUACUUCCUGCAGAAUCGCGGCUUCUCAUUUGGAAUCAGCGACGUCACGCCGAGCAAGAAACUUCUGCAGCACAAGGAAUUGCUAUUGAACAAUGGCUACGCAAAGUGUAAUGAGUAUAUUGACAUGCUCAAGGCGGGAACCUUGCAGUGCCAGCCUGGUUGCACGCCCGAGGAGACUCUGGAGUCCGUCAUGCUGCGGGAGCUAUCGGCCAUCCGAGAACAGGCAGCCAAGACAUGUUUUGCCGAGCUCCAUCCCACGAACAGCGCAUUGAUAAUGGCGCUCAGCGGCUCGAAGGGCUCCAACAUCAACAUAUCCCAGAUGAUCGCAUGCGUGGGACAGCAAGCCAUUAGUGGCAAACGGGUGCCCAAUGGAUUUGAGAACCGUGCAUUGCCCCACUUCGAGCGGCACUCUGCGAUUCCUGCGGCCAGAGGUUUUGUGCAGAAUAGUUUCUACUCCGGUUUGACACCAACGGAGUUCUUCUUCCACACAAUGGCUGGUCGUGAAGGCUUGGUGGAUACAGCUGUAAAGACCGCAGAGACUGGAUAUCUGCAGCGACGUUUGGUCAAGUGUCUCGAGGACUUGGUGGUCCAUUACGACGGUACAGUGCGUAAUGCUGUCAACGAAAUGGUAGAUACCAUAUACGGUGGCGAUGGCUUGGAUCCCGUGUCCAUGGAGACGCGAAACAAGCCAGUUGAUCUGGUUCAUCAAUAUGACAAUCUGCGUGCUCAGCAUCCGCAGGGCAAGGAUCGUCCACUUCUUGCAGAGGAAUUGUCAGAGGCGUUGGAAACGCUUUUGAAGACUCCUGAGUUUUCAGAAGCCCGCGAUGAUUUCAAAUUAGAUGUUCGGAACCACAUCAACACAGUGUCCAAGCGCAUUGGGCAAUUGCAGAAACGCUACGAGAAGUAUAUCAACCUAUGCCACCAGAUUGAGUGCCUCACCGCCGAGCAGCUGCUGCAGUUUGUACGCCGGAUAAAUGAUCGAUACAAUCGAGCUGUCACCGAGCCUGGCACAGCGGUAGGAGCUAUUGCUGCGCAGAGUAUUGGGGAGCCGGGCACCCAGAUGACCCUGAAGACGUUCCAUUUUGCUGGUGUCGCAUCGAUGAACAUCACCCAGGGUGUACCCCGUAUUGUGGAGAUUAUAAAUGCGACUAAGACCAUAUCGACGCCAAUCAUAACUGCCGAAUUGGAGAAUUGCCACAGCAUGGAAUUUGCACGGCAAGUCAAAGCGCGCAUUGAGAAAACCACAUUGGCUGAGUUGUCUUCAUAUGUCGAAGUCGUAUGCGGGCCAUACAGCUGCUACCUGGCGAUCGGAAUCGAUAUGGCCAGAAUCAAACUUCUCGGCCUUCACAUAGACCUGGACACAAUUGUUUUCAGCAUACUAAAGUCGCGCAUGCGCGUCAAGCCGACGCAAGUGGAGGCUGUGGCCAGCCAUUCGCGCAUCGUGGUUCGGGUGGAAGCCACUCGGACGUCGACCAUAAAUGCAGAGCUGGCGCGCUUGGCCCUCAGUCUGCAGAACGUCGUUGUGGCGGGCCUGCCGAACAUUAAUCGUGCAGUCAUUGCUGUCGAUGAUGCGCGGCAGCCUCCCACAUAUAAGCUGUGCAUCGAGGGUUAUGGACUGCGCGAUGUCAUCGCCACGUAUGGUGUGGUGGGCAAACGCACUAGGAGUAACAAUAUUUGCGAAAUAUAUCAGACGCUGGGCAUUGAAGCUGCCCGAACCAUCAUUAUGAGCGAGAUCACAGAGGUGAUGGAGGGACACGGUAUGAGUGUCGAUUGGCGCCACAUCAUGCUGCUGGCCAGCCAAAUGACGGCACGUGGUGAAGUGUUGGGUAUCACUCGACACGGCUUGGCCAAAAUGCGCGAAAGUGUAUUUAAUUUGGCAUCGUUUGAGAAGACGGCCGAUCACUUGUUCGAUGCGGCUUACUACGGCCAGACGGAUGCCAUCAAUGGGGUUUCGGAACGCAUUAUCCUGGGAAUGCCAGCAGGCAUUGGUACUGGCAUCUUCAAGUUGCUGCAACACCACGAGGACAAGCAGGUUCCACCCAUUGAACCCACCAUAUGCAGUUCCCUGAAUCUGGUGCCAAACAAAGCCUCAUGAGAAGCGGGUCUUCUUGACGCAACACUGAUAUCUACUCGUAAAGGAACCUUUUGUAAUUAAA
This is a messenger RNA of Drosophila erecta, 4348 nucleotides long. RefSeq names its product DNA-directed RNA polymerase III subunit RPC1 (gene Polr3A). Bases 136 to 4287 code for a protein of 1383 amino acids. The record is from RefSeq and is a predicted model, not a curated record. The transcript is spliced from 7 exons. Gene Ontology annotation, molecular function: DNA binding; DNA-directed RNA polymerase activity. Gene Ontology annotation, biological process: DNA-templated transcription. NCBI's taxonomy places the organism in Eukaryota, Metazoa, Arthropoda, Insecta, Diptera, Drosophilidae.